Molecule: messenger RNA, 1458 nt
Organism: Kluyveromyces marxianus DMKU3-1042
Lineage: Eukaryota; Fungi; Ascomycota; Saccharomycetes; Saccharomycetales; Saccharomycetaceae
Gene: MGA1
Product: Mga1p
Exons: 1
Coding region: 1-1458 (485 amino acids)
Biological process (GO): regulation of DNA-templated transcription
Molecular function (GO): sequence-specific DNA binding; DNA-binding transcription factor activity
Source: RefSeq, a predicted model, not a curated record
AUGCACAAUAAGACGUUUAUUCAUCAGUUGCACCACAUUCUGGCGCAAGAAGAGUUGUCAGAAUGGAUCAGAUGGGACGAGGAAGAUGAGUACAUGUUUAUCAUAAAACCUAACGCCCCUAAUUUUUCAAGCAAAGUUUUAAAACGGUUCUUUAAACACGGCAACGUCUCAAGUUUUGUCCGGCAAUUACAUAUGUAUGGUUUCCACAAGCUGCUUCAUCCAUCUCCAUCGUCAUACUCUCCAAGUGGUAACGGCAGCGAAAGUAAUAACAACAAAAAUAACAAUGUACCGAAAAGCGAAGUUGAGUGGAAGUUUACGCACCAUUCCCAAGACUUUUUCAAAUCUGCCACGGAGGUCCAGUUGAAGCGAAUCCAUCGGAAGUCUAACAAUAUCGGUAAGGAUGGUAAGAGGAGAAAUGUGCUUUCCCCGGUUUGCGUAAGCUAUCUUGGGCCGUCUCAGGAUCCCGCAACAGCUUCCACGGCAGCAGUCACCACAGCAGCAACAUCAGUGCCCUCAGUUAACACUUCAUCAAUUCCGGCAGACAUCUCGCGGAAAUCAUCUGCUACUAUGACUCAACCCAUGAUUCCACAAAGCAGCAUAUCACCAGUGCCCUCUGUAACUAGUGGUUCCCCACUGUCACAGCUGCCACACCACCACCACCAUCACCAUCACCACCAACUUCCUAUUCCCACACAACUGCCACCAUCAGUGCUGCCCGCAACUCACAUGAGCCAUUCACUUUCAUCUUUGGGACCAACUCCAACAAAUGGAGCACCAGGCGGGCCAGGAGGAAGCAUUCCACUACCUAUACCAAGCAGCAGCCCGAUACCAAGAGUAAUCGAUGCGCCAUACUCCUCCGUUAGCCCAUACCCUUCGGUGUCCUAUAACGCUGGUCUGGGACCUAGCACGAAUAUACACCCACCGCACGCUGUGUUUCAAUAUGAACAAAAUAUGGGCAUUCUAAUACGGGCUAUGCUGCAAAUGUGCGAUGCGCUAUGCGCAGACGGAUCUAACAUACAAGAACAUUUGGAAAAACUGAAACUAUUUAAGCUGGAACUCAUGACCACAGAGGCCAACUGGAACAUGUUGAUGAGCAACGGCCUUUCAAGUGCCAAAUCGAGCGUCAGUACGACUAGUAAUUCUGCUACAAACAGAUUUAACAGUAUGGACUCGCUCGAGUCGCAAAAAAAUUCGAUUUUCUCUAAUCCAAGAUUCUCGAAGGUGCAAAAAAUGUCCCUUGUUGGCACGACUACGCCUUACGCAGGUACCAGUGGUUCUCUCUCGCAUGAAUACGAAAAAAAUAAUCAAAAUUCCAAUCCAACUUAUAACCCAGCAAGCAACCAACCCCAACUUCACGCUCAAAACCAAUCUCUGCCACAAACUCAACCUCAACCACAACCUCAAUCUCAACUUCAGAACAGAUCUCUAAAUAAUCCUAGAGAUAAUUCUAAACCUUAG